Solenopsis invicta (red fire ant) is the source of this 5396-nucleotide messenger RNA. It is a transcript of the gene Ire1, whose product is annotated as serine/threonine-protein kinase/endoribonuclease IRE1. Lineage: Eukaryota; Metazoa; Arthropoda; Insecta; Hymenoptera; Formicidae. Gene Ontology annotation, biological process: intrinsic apoptotic signaling pathway in response to endoplasmic reticulum stress; IRE1-mediated unfolded protein response; mRNA processing. Gene Ontology annotation, cellular component: IRE1-TRAF2-ASK1 complex. The transcript is spliced from 13 exons. The record is from RefSeq and is a predicted model, not a curated record. Bases 658 to 3561 code for a protein of 967 amino acids. Gene Ontology annotation, molecular function: RNA endonuclease activity; protein serine/threonine kinase activity; ATP binding.
CGACUAGCAAUCGAAUGGCAUUCUCAAAACUGUCGUAACUGUUAGUCCGACAGCUAACUUUACCCCGGUGUCUGAUUGUGGCAUGCGUAUGCAGCAUAUGGAUGUUGUGCGUAACGUAUGUAUGAGACACGUGUCCAUAUCAAUAUGAUAAAACAUUUCAUGAAAUGUGCGUGUCAUUACUUACAUCGCUUACAUCUUUGUGAGAUUGAGUUUGUCGACUGAAUCUCUUAGAAGCUGAAGACAGCUGAAGAGACUCGUGAUACAAUGAGUAAAAUAUAUUCGUUAUGAUGAUUGUCUUAUCGUUUCGGUUAUAUACGUAUAUUUAUUGCGACAUAACGCAAAUGUAUGAUCUUGACAAUCAAAGUUCUCUUUUUACUAGAUCUCGUCUGCAAAAUGUUGCGCUUCGUCUUUAAUUAAGAAUGAAGAAGCCAAUAUAUAGAUUUGCAGACUUGAGAAUACAAUCUUUAUUAUAUGUUGAAAAUGAUCUGUGACAAUUAUGUUAAUUACAAUAAUGUACGAGAAUUACGAACCAUCUUGCUCCAAAGUAACAUAAACUGAUGCGUCGCAACUGUUGUUACAUGGAACUCGAUUUACGCUGGCAGAAAUUCAUCCGCGUUCGUAUGUCAUAUAAUCAAUGCUACAUAAAGAUUCUUCACGAUGCAAAAGUGGAUGACAGGUCGGUCAAUGACGCUUGUUAUCUUGACGAUGCUUGCAUUCGUCGUGGGACAACAAGCGGUAGAUAACUUUAACACCGAACUGGUAGCGGAACAAGAUGACGCUCUUCUUUUAUUCUCUACGCUUGGAGGAUUGCUCGUGGGCGUCGAUCAACGUUCUGGGAAAAUACGAUGGCAGCAAGAUGAUGAACCUGUGGUUAAAGUGCCUAUCAAUCUGUCUGGAACUAAAAUGCCUAUAUUUCUACCGGAUCCCAGAGAUGGUUCGCUCUAUCUUUUUGGUAGAGAAUCGGAAGCAUUGAAAAAGUUGCCAUUUACUAUUCCUCAGCUAGUUGCCAGUAGUCCAUGUAGAAGCAGCGAUGGUAUAUUGUACACUGGUAGAAAAAUUGACACCUGGUUUAGUAUCGACCCAAUGACUGGUGAAAAGGAACAACUUUUAAGUUUUUAUAAAGUAAAAGAUACGUGUCCUCUGGAAAUGCAAAAUAUUAUUUUUGUUGGUCGUACGGAGUAUAAUAUUAUUAUGGUCGACAGCAAGCGCAAAGACAGAAAAUGGAAUGUAACGUUCUAUGAUUACUCCGCUAUGCAAAUGGAACCCGAUGUGACAGACAAUUAUGAUCUGGUACAUUUUACUACAAGUUCAACAGGUCGUGUAGUGACCUUGGAUAGAAGAUUAGGCAGGAUUCUUUGGAAAUUGGAUCUGAAAAGUCCAGUGAUAGCCAUGUAUACUGUAACCAAAGAUGGAUUGCUAACAGUUCCUUUCACAAGUAUUGCAGAUUCGUUAUUGGAAAAAUUUGCGACAAAGCCGACUGAUGUUCAAUUGUUUCCAACUUUGUACAUUGGACAGCAUCGACAUGGUCUUUACGCGUUACCGUCGCUUGUCGAUUUGGAUACGACAACUAUAUCGAGUAAUGUAGGACACUUAUUAUUGGAGGGGCCAUUGGUGACGUCACAACUUGAUACGGAUAACACAGUACCUUUGCCAGGAGAUCAUGUUUUUAUUUCUAAUAUUGAUAUAGCCAACGACGGUUAUCGGAGCAAGCGUACUGAAAAUGUCAUUAUGUUAGGCCAUUACAAGAUGCCUGCAGAAUAUAAACCGCAAAAUCAACUUCUUCAAAUAACUGGGCGGUCCGAUCCAAUAAUCUUGGAAUCUUCGACAUUGAAUGUCACUGGGACCAAGUUAUCUGUCGCCAUGCAGUCGGAUUUAUCAAAUGAUACCGUGCAGUCGGAAAACAAUCAAAAUUGGCAGAGAAUUAUAUCAAAAACUUACAGUGCGAGCAAAAUGUGGCUCAGUCAACAGGAAAAUGUAGAUAAACUAAUCGUGAUCCCAAUUAUGUUGACAAUUGGCACGCUUGUAGUUUGGUAUAUAUACAAGCAAUGUAAGGAGCAAUCCCAACAAUUGUCCCAGGGUUCACGUGAGAGCAGUCGUAUGAAUUAUUCUGGUAAAUCGGGCAACUCAGUUGUUAUGCCAGAAGAAAUUGGGGAUGGUUUGGUUAAAGUUGGAAAAAUUACAUUCGACACAGGACAGGUUCUUGGCAAAGGAUGCGAAGGAACAUUUGUCUACAAAGGUGAAUUUGAUGGUCGUGCUGUAGCUGUGAAGCGGUUGUUGCCGGAUUGUUUUACGUUUGCGGAUCGGGAGGUAGCUCUCUUAAGAGAAUCAGACGCGCACGCAAAUGUAGUUAGAUACUUUUGUACCGAACAAGAUCGUAUGUUCAGAUAUAUUGCCUUAGAGCUAGCGGAAGCCACUUUGCAAGAUUACGUGGCGGGCAAAUACGAUAGGGAAAAGAUAUCAGUUAAAAAUAUUUUGCAUCAGGCUACAUCUGGAUUAGCACACCUUCAUUUUUUGGAUAUUGUUCAUAGAGACAUUAAGCCUCACAAUGUCUUGCUCUCUGUACCUGGACCUCGUGGAGAGGUACGCGCCAUGAUAUCAGAUUUUGGAUUGUGUAAAAAACUCCAACUCGGUCGCGUAUCAUUUUCGCGGAGAUCCGGUGUCACUGGAACUGACGGCUGGAUCGCACCAGAGAUGUUGAAUGGAGAAAGGACGACGUGCGCGGUCGACAUUUUUUCGCUUGGCUGCGUUUUCUAUUAUGUUCUUUCCGGUGGCAAGCAUCCUUUUGGUGAUCCAUUACGAAGACAAGCUAAUAUUCUUUGUGACGAGAGCAAUCUAACAGCUCUCCAAGAAAUAUCUUCGUAUGAUAGAGAAUUGGCAUUGCUGCUUAUUAAGGCAAUGAUAUGUAGUAAUCCUGCCGGGAGACCACCAGCUUCGGCAAUAUGUAAUUUUCCAAUCUUUUGGAAUUUAGCAGAAAUUCUGGGAUUUUUUCAGGAUAUCAGCGACCGGGUGGAAAAGGAUCAGUCCGACAGUCCAGCUUUAAUAGCGUUGGAGACUUCUGGCGAGUGUGUAACAGGGGGCGAUUGGAGAUUGUACAUAGAUCUUGAAGUUGCAACAGAUUUACGCAAAUACAGAAGUUACCAAGGCGUGAGCGUAAGAGAUUUACUUAGGGCUUUACGGAACAAGAAACAUCAUUACAGAGAACUAACCCCGAAGGCACAGGAGAGUCUCGGCGAGAUUCCUGACAAAUUCACAGAAUAUUGGCUGUCCAGAUUUCCAUGCUUAUUGUGCCACGUGUGGUGCGCGAUGCAAAACUUUCGAGACGAGUCGAGCCUAAAACAAUACUAUCACCCACAUUAUACUUUUGCAAGUGCUUACGAAGGACAACAACCGAUUAUACAGACGGAUAGAGUUAGUAACACAGUAUCGACAUCGAUCAGAAUGCGAAAAACGGACGGCGUCGAUUGGAGCUCAAAUCGUACAAGAUAUCGUGGUCAAAGAAGGAAGCAGGACAAGAAGAAGCAGGAGGAACCGACACCGUGGUUGCUGCAUUCACCGAAUUGAACCAUCUCAAUACUACUAUAAAUUAAGCAAAGAUGAAGAAAAAUGCUAUUGUACGCAGAUAUUUGCGUAUGAAAAUGAAAAUUCCGUUUAGUUGGAAUUACAGUACUAUACAACCAAUACUAUAAGAUUACAGUUUCACUUUUAAUCGAAAGAGAGAACUGAAAUCGUUCUAAUUACAAGCUCUUUUUUUAUACAAUAGCGUACUUGAGAUUACACAUGUAUCUUUUAUACCUCUUUUAAUCCGCGAUAGAAAUGCCAAUUUGAUGCAUUUUUUUGUGAGGCAUGUCAAUAACUCCUUAUCUUAGAUAGUAUUCUAUGUAAAAUAUAUAAAAACAGCAGGAAAACGGCAUGUUACGGCAAUGAAUAAUUUACAAUAAGCAUGCAAAAGGUCCUUUAUUCCAAUUCAGGAUUUGAUGAAAUCCAGAUUAUUCAAUGUGUCUGCUAUUAGAGAUCUUGUGCCGAAGAAUAAGAUAAACAUUAAUAUAGCAUAGAUUUAUGUAGAUGGGUUGCACACAUUUACAUACGAUAAUUGACGAUAAUAUUGAAAAAUCUAAGUAUGUCAAAUAUAUUUUCGUCAUACAAUGCGCUAGAUGAAAACAAUGCAAGAUUAGGCAAAACAGUAAUGAGAAAAAUGCAUCUUUUCUUUCUAAGAGCAUAGAAGGUAAUCACUUUUUUUCUCCAAAGCAAUCAUCCGCAAUCGGACAAAGAGAGAACCGAUUGUCUAUUCGCCAUUUUUGUGUCUCGAACAGGAGCAUGUAGCCUAUCUGUAUAAGUCUAAUGAUUAAUAAACUACAACUUUUAUAUAGAGUAUUGUUAUUAGAGUUUUAGAAAUGGGACCAAUACGAAAUAUACUUAUAAAAUCGAACGUUUAUUUGACAUUUAGAAUUUCCUUCAAAUAUUUUGUAAUGAUGUUCUGAUUUCCCUUGAAGAUCUCGUUGGCAGUUCGACGAAUUACAGUCAUUCAUUUAAACGCGUUUAACAUAAAACCUUGUAGCAUUUAAUCGUCACUCACAGUCGAAUAAAAUAUUUAAAAGAAUUCGUAUGUAAUGAAAUGCCAUAUUUUUUAGUUAGGAAAAUGCAGGUCCUAAAAUUAUUAUUUUUGAUCAUGGAUAUUUGAUACUCUUUUAUAUGUUUUCUCUUCACUGUAAACAGUAAAAUAUAUUUUAAAAUAUAAGAAAAUAUGCGUAUAUAUGCCUGUUAUUAAAUAUUAUGGAAAUAUACAUGGAUGUUAUUAAAUGAAGAAAGAAUUUAGCGAGAGUAUUAAUAAGUAUCAAAUAAAGAUAAAUAUAUUGAUUUAAUAAUAAUAGUGAAAUUAUUAUUUUAUCGAGCAGGCGAUAGCAUUCACCAAAUAGAAUAUAAAAUGGCUGUGUGUAGAAACAUGUACAUAGAUAUAUAAAAAUGUAUAUGGUAGAUAUGUACGAACUCUAUAUAUUCUUUAUACACAACUUAUGCGCACGCAUGUGCGCUCUGUACAUACAAUACACUAUCUUGUAAUUUGAAUGUAGUUUGUGUGCAGCUAUGUAUGAAAGAGACGUGUUUUACAUAAUAUUUAUUUUUAAUGUCUAUAAAAUUGUAAAGCAAAAUAUUAUUAGCUUCUUUUAAAAUUUUUAAAAUCAAGUGCUUAUCCUAAGAUUUUUCUUCAAUGUUAAUUUUUAUUUUAAUAAUAUAACUUGGAACGGAGAAACUGUAUUAUAUAAUUUAACAUCACACUUAUACACAUCUCUUUAAGUAGUUAUAUAAAUAAGGCAUAUUUGAAGUUUGUAAAUCAAAACUGUAUGGCAUUAUUAAGUGACUAAUUUGUAUGAAAAAUAGAAAAGUUGUGUUUGGAGAGCGUG